Messenger RNA from Portunus trituberculatus (swimming crab), 11758 nucleotides. It is a transcript of the gene ds, whose product is annotated as protein dachsous-like. Gene Ontology annotation, biological process: homophilic cell-cell adhesion. Gene Ontology annotation, molecular function: calcium ion binding. The record is from RefSeq and is a predicted model, not a curated record. Lineage: Eukaryota; Metazoa; Arthropoda; Malacostraca; Decapoda; Portunidae. Gene Ontology annotation, cellular component: plasma membrane.
CCGUGGUGCUGCCCAAACAGUGAGGCCUGAGCACCAGUGGAGGGUGCGUGUGUGUGUGUGUUGCGUCCCGGCACGGCUGAUAUAACAAGUGCAGUGUUACCUCCCCUCCUGGCGGUGUGUGAGUGCGGUGGGGAGAGGAAAUCUAUAGUGGAUUGGCUGUGGGUAGUGAGUGCGCGUUGCUGGUGCGUCCCGGGGAUGUGUGGAUACUGCUGCUGGUGUUGCUGCUUGCUGGUGACCGCACGCAUGCACCACGGACCGCUGAGGAGCGUGGGCGGUGCAGGCGUCGUGCUCAGGGUGGGCGGGGCGUGCUAGUGUCGUCGCGGACUGAGCGCGUCGAGCGGCGGCCUGUGACGCCCGAGCCGCAGCGAGCUGCCGCCGCCGCGGGUGGUGGCGCCCCGCCGCGCCGCCCCAGUGUUGUGAGUGGUGAGCCGUGUGCCGCGCGGUGCGUGCGGCGCCGUCAUGCACCCGCGUGAUGUUUGAGCCCCGCCGCCUCGGGGAGGGGAGAGGGGCGGCCGUCCCCUCCCACCCCGCCGUCCCGGUGCCGCCCUGCCGCCCCCACUGCUGCCGGGGAUGCAGACGGGACGUGGCGGAGGGCAGCGCGGGGGCGAGGCCGGCCGCGGCGGGUUGUGCGAGGACAGUGGGCGGCCCUGAUAGGACUCAUCCGCCGCGCGCUGCCCUUAUGGUGCUGCUGCUGCUGCUGCUGGGCCUGGCGCCGCGCCACGCCGCCGCAGAAUACGUGCGGGAGUUUGAGGUGUCUGAGGGCGUGGCGAUAGGGACAAAUAUCGGCUACAUCGGUGACAGUAACCCGGGGCAGCCGCCGCCUCCGUCGCCGCCCUACUUGAUCGUGCCGGUGCCAGGCAGCCCCGUGGACUCCGACCUGCGCAUCGAGGAGGACACGGGCGAGAUCAAGACCAUGGUGGUGCUGGACCGCGAGCUGCGCGCCUCCUACUCCCUGGUGGCCAUCCCGCAGUCCGGCGAGAGCAUCCGCGUGUUGAUCCGCGUCAAGGACGAAAACGACAACGCCCCGACCUUCCCCUCAGCCGUCAUGAACAUCGACUUUCCGGAGAACACGCCGCGGGACGUGAAGCGCACCCUGGCGCCGGCCCGGGACCGUGACCUGGGUAUCUUCAACACGCAGCGCUAUCGCAUCGUGUCCGGCAACGUGAACAACGCGUUCCGUCUCUCCUCGCAUCGGGAGCGGGACAGCGUGCUGUACCUGGACCUGCAGAUCAACGGCUUCCUGGACCGCGAGACCACCGCCUUCUACUCGCUGCUGAUCGAGGCGUGGGACGGCGGGUCGCCACCCCUCAAGGGAUCCAUGACCGUCAACAUCACUAUCCAGGACGUCAACGACAACCAGCCCAUCUUCAACCAGAGUCGUUACUUCGCUACCGUGCCGGAGAACGCCACCAUCGGUACCUCGGUGCUGCAGGUGCUGGCCACGGACACGGACGCCGGCGACAACGGCAAGAUCACGUACUCCAUCAACCGGCGGCAGAGUGACCGCGAGAACAUGUUCCAGAUUGAUCCCAAGUCCGGCGUGAUCUCCGUCAACAGGCCGCUAGACUUCGAGGCGAAGGGCGUGCACGAGCUGUUGGUGGUGGCGCGCGACAACGGUGACCAGCCCCUGGAGACCACCGCCUUCGUGUCCAUCCGCGUCAUCGACGUCAACGACAACCAGCCCACCAUCAACCUCAUCUUCCUCUCAGACGACGCCACGCCCAAAAUCUCCGAGGACGCGCAGCCCGGCGAGUUCGUGGCGCGCAUCUCCGUCAACGACCCGGACUCCAAGGAGGAGUACGCCAACGUGAGCGUCACGCUGGAGGGCGGUGAUGGCCACUUCGACCUGACCACGCAGGACAGCAUCAUCUACCUGAUGGUGGUGUCGCGCCCGCUUGACCGCGAGCUCAAGCCCAACUACACGCUAGUGGUGUUCGCCACAGACAUGGGCAACCCGCCGCUGCACGCCUCGCGGAAGUUUGACCUGCAAGUGACGGAUAUGAACGAUAACGCACCGGAGUUUGACCAGACGGUGUACCAGGCCAACGUGCUGGAGGUGGCGGACCCCGGCACAUCCGUGUUCCAGCUCUCGGCGCUGGACCGGGACGAAGGCAACAACUCCGUCAUCACCUAUUCCAUCCGCGACACGCCAGAGACACACUCGGACUGGUUCCAGAUAGACUCUCGCACCGGACUGAUCACCACGCGCACCCACGUGGACUGCGAGACGGAGCCGGUGCCGCAGAUCACGGUCAUCGCCACGGACUCCGGCUCCCCGGCGCUCUCCUCCUCCGCCACCGUCAAGGUCACCAUCAGGGACGUCAACGAUAAUGAGCCGAUCUUCGACCAAAGCUUCUACAACGUCUCCGUCCACGAGUCGGAAGCUGUGGCCACCUGCAUCCUCAAGGUCUCUGCAACGGACCCAGACUGCGGAGUGAACGCCCUGGUCAACUACACAAUAGGCGAUGGCUUCAAACGCUUUAAGGAGUUCGAGAUACGGCCCAAAACAGGCGACAUUUGUAUCUCAGGACAGCUCGACCACGAAACCAGGGCUGUCUAUGAGUUUCCUGUGGUGGCGACUGAUAGAGGCGGCCUUAGCACAACAGCAGCGGUGAAGAUACAACUCCUGGACGUGAACGACAACUCGCCCACCUUCUACCCGCAGCAGUACAAUGUGUCCCUCCGCGAGCAGCACAACCAGUCCGUGCCCGUGGUGGUGGUUGUGGCCACGGACAAGGACGCUGGGGUGUAUGGCCAGGUGACGUAUGAGAUUGUGGGGGAGAAUGACCCGGGCGGCUUCAGAAUUGACGGCAAAACGGGAGAGAUCUUCGUGACGGAAACCCUAUCAAAGGCCAACUCCAUGUAUCAUAUCAACGUGUCUGCCAGGGACGGAGGAGGUUUGAGGUCUGCCGUGGACGCUGAGGUUGGCAUCUCUGUUAUCGACACGAACCAAGAACCGCCGAUCUUUGAGAAUUCACGCUACACAUUUGGCGCCGCAGAGGACGUGCCGCCGGGAUCGUCAGUGGGCACCGUGACGGCAGUGUCCAGCAACAGAGGAGGCGGGGAGGUUCGCUACAACAUAUACUCGGGCGAUCCCAAUGGCUACUUCAGCAUAGACAGUCUGAGCGGCGUGUUGAGUACUGCGUCAGGGCUGGACCACGAGACGCACCCUUUUGUCCUGCUAAACGUGCUGGCGACUGCUGGAACGCCCCCUACCUACGGCCACACGCAGGUAAACAUCAGCAUCUACGACGUGAACGAUAACGCACCAGAGUUUGACGUGGCCACAGUCAAGAUAUCGGUGCGGGAGAACGCGGUGCUGAAGGAAGCUAUCUAUGCAGCCCACGCCUCGGACCACGACUCAGGGUCAAAUGGUAUGGUCACCUACUCACUGGAGAAGAACCCUGGUGACAUGUUCUUUAUUGACGAGAUGCAAGGAAUCUUAAUGCUGGCACAAGAACUGGACUACGAGAACAUACAGAAAUACACACUGGUCAUUGGCGCGAAGGACAGAGGAGUGCCGCGUCUUGCCUCCAAUCUUACCGUCAACCUCGAAGUACAGGACGUGAAUGACAACCCGCCAGUGUUUGAGAGGGAGGAGUACGCUGUCAGUGUCCUAGAAUCACUCCCUGCCAAUUCCCAGUUCCUGCAAGUGACGGCACAUGACAAGGACACAGGAAACAAUGCAAGACUCACCUACACCAUUAGAGAAAAGGAGUUUGAGAAUGUGUUUGGUGUCUUCCCUAACUCAGGCUCGCUCUAUCUGAAGGAGGUGUUGGACAGAGAGACACGUGACAGCUACGUGCUAACAGUGGUGGCGACAGAUAACGGCAUGCCAGUCUCCACCGCCUCCACCACCGUUGUCAUCACCGUGCUGGACGCCAAUGACAACACACCAACCUUCUCCAGACAGAUUUACGAGUUCACAGUGGAGGAGAACCUUGGGUCGGGCGCUGUAGUGGGCAGCGUGUCAGCGGAGGAUAAGGACAUGGGUAACAAUGCAUCCUUACGCUUCUCCCUAUUACCUUCAGACGGCUCCUUCCAAAUCAAUCCAGACACAGGUGAAAUCGUGACACGCGUGGCCUUGAACCGUGAACUGAAGGCGGUAUACGAAGUCACGGCCGAAGUUCACGACGAGGGCCAGCCGCCGAGACAUGCCCGGGCCACUGUGAGGGUUCUGGUCACGGACGUCAACGAUAACAGUCCCACGUUUAUUGAGCCUCGAGAACCCAGUGUCAGCGUGAGGGAAGAGCAACCAGCUGGGACGGAAGUGUUGCAGGUUCGCGCCACGGACAGGGACGAGGGCAACAACGCCUCCAUCACCUACUCCUUCAUCUCCACCAGUGACAAUGAUGACGACAGCGCCUUCACCAUCAACCCCACCACGGGCGUCAUCACCACCACCAAGGUGUUGGACCACGAGGCCAAGCAGGUGUACCGGGUGACGGUGCAGGCGAGUGCAGGCAGUCCUCCGCGGAACGUGACCACUGUGCUGCAGAUCGAGGUGCUGGACCUGAACGACAACCGGCCCACCUUCCCCGCCUCCUCCGUGGUGUUCAAAGUGCGGGAGGGCGUCAAGGUGGGCGAGGAGGUGGGCUCUGUGCUGGCUGUGGACCGUGACGGAGGGGAGAACGGACGCGUCACGUACACCAUCCUGUCCGGCAACACGUACGGCACGUUCGACAUCAACAAGACGACCGGCCAGGUGUUCACGGCGCGCGAGGUGGACUACGAGCUGACCACGGAGUACAUGCUGCAGGUGAAGGCCGUGGACUCCUCCGCCACCAACCCGCAGAGCUCCAUCAUCAACGUCAAGAUCGAAGUGCAGGACGAGAACGACCAGGCGCCGGUGUUCAAAGACGACCCCGUCAUCUUCUCCAUCAGCGAGAACACCGCCAUCGGCACGCCCGUCUGGAACUUCACCGCCACGGACCUGGACUCCGGCGACAACGGCUAUGUGCAGUACUCGCUGGCCCAGCAGCGCCCCAAGAAGGUGUUCCGCCUGGACGCCACCACGGGGAUGUUGACGCUCAUGGCGCCUCUGGACCACGAGGAGCACCGCGAGUACACGCUGGUGGUGACGGCCGCCGAUCAGCCCCGCGACGAGACGCAGCGCCGCCAGGCCUCCGUCACUGCGCGGAUCCUCAUCGAGGACUACAACGACAACUCGCCAAAGUUUGUGUCGCGGAGCCGCGUGGACGUGAUGGAGGACGAGCCGCGCGGCACGCCCGUGCUGCACGUCAUCGCCACGGACGAAGACUCGCGCGACAACGGCCGCGUCACCUACAUCAUCAGCUCGGGCAACGACGGCAGCUUCGCGCUGGACUACGAGACGGGCCAGCUCAGCAUCGUGAAGGCGCUGGACCGCGAGCGCGCCACGCAGUACCGCCUCAACGUGACGGCCAGCGACCACGGCGAGCCGCCGCGCUCCUCCGCACAGCUCAUCGAGGUGUUCGUGGAGGACGUGAACGACAACCCGCCCAAGUUCAGCCAGGCCAUCUACAAGGCCAAUGUGUCUGAGGGCGCGCCGCCAGGCACCUCCGUGGCGCGCGUCACCGCCUCGGACCGUGACUAUGGCACCAACAGCAACCUGACCUACAUCAUCCCCGCAGGCAUCGGCGACAACAAGUUCCGCAUCAACCCGUCCACCGGCGUGAUCCGCACCGUGGCCACGCUGGACCGCGAGGACAAGGACCACUACAGCCUCACCGUGUACGUGCGGGACGGCUCCUACCCCGCGCAGUACGACACCGCCUCCGUGCUGGUCACGCUCACAGACGUCAACGAUCACGCUCCGGAGUUCCGCGACUCAUGCUACCCGCUGCGAGUGCCGGAGAACACGGACCUAUCGGUGAUCCACACGGUGCUGGCCACGGACCGCGACGCGGGCCUCAACGGACAGGUGCGCUACUCCAUCACGGGCGGCAACGUCAACAACAAGUUCAGCAUCGAGUCCUCCUCGGGCCAGCUGUCCUCGCGCCCCCUGGACCGCGAGGCGCAGGCCAAGUACUUCCUGGUGGUGACCGCCGAGGACCGCGCCCAGUCAGCGCUGCGCGGCGUGUGCAACAUCACCAUCACAGUGGAGGACCAGAAUGACAACGACCCAAAGUUUUCGCAGAACCGGUACACCGCCACGCUGCCUGAGGACGCGCCGCCAGACACCGUGGUGCUGAUGGUGCGUGCCACUGACCGGGACCACGGGGAGAACGCGCGCAUCACGUAUUCCCUCAGCAACGAGACGCAGUGGCUCUUCAAGAUUGACAACGAGACGGGCGUCAUCACCACGGCGGGGCACUUUGACCGGGAGAAGCAGAGCGUGUACUCCUUCGAGGUGCGGGCCACGGACGGCGGGCGGUACGACGCGCGCUCCGAGAAGGCCCAGGUGCAGAUCUCCAUCAGCGACGUGAACGACAACAAGCCGGUGUUCACGCAGUUCCCCUUCACCGUGGACCUGCCCGUGUACUCCCAGCGCGGCCAGGAGCUGCUCAAGGUCACCGCCACGGACAGGGACGAGGGCGUCAACCAGGAGAUCGUGUACAGCCUCGUGGACGAGCCCGCCAACAGCAAGUUCCGCAUCAACCCCGAGACCGGCGUGGUGACGGCCACCAGCCCGCUCAGCAUGGAGAGCGUGCGCCUCUUCCACCUGGAAGUGGUGGCGCAGGACCGCGGGCGGCCGUCACAGUCGUCCACUGGCCUAGUGGAGAUCCGUGUGGGCGACGCCAACUCGGGCACCACGCUGCAGUUCAAGAAUUCGUCUUACUCUGUGGAGCUGGAGGAGAACGCGCCAGCAGGGUCUGACGUGGUGCAGGUGGCGGCGGUGCGCUCAGACAACAACUGGCAGCGCAUCGCCUACAGCUUCGGCUCGGGCAACGAGGAGAACAUCUUCGACAUCAUCAGCAACAACGGCCUCAUCCGCGUGCGUGACCCGCGCCGCCUGGAUUACGAGACGCUGCCGCAGAUGAAACUGGUGGUGGUGGCGCAGGCGGAGGGCGAGGUGCCGCUGUACGCAUACACCAGCGUGUGGGUCACCCUGGUGGACACCAACGACAACGCGCCGCGCUUCACACAGGACCGCUACGUGUCGUCCGUGUGGGAGGGCUACAACAAAGGCGAGUACGUGAUGCAGGUGUCCGCCACGGACGACGACACGGGCGUCAACGCCAACAUCGUGUACCAUAUCGUGGAGGGCAACCACGACAGCGCCUUCGUCAUCGACCCGCCCUUCUCCGGCAUCGUCAAGACCAACAUCGUGCUGGACCGCGAGAUCCGCGACGCCUACAAGCUCACCAUCAUCGCCACGGACGAGGGCAUCCCGCAGCGCACCGGCACCUGCACCCUCAGGAUCAACAUCGUGGACGCCAACGACAACCAGCCCACCUUCCCGCCACACUCCGUCGUGCAGGUCUCUGAAGGCUCCGAGGUGGGCACAGUCAUCACCACCAUCACCGCCAACGACGUGGACACCAACCCCGCCAUAACCUACAACUUCGCCACCACCGGCAACCCGCACAACAUGUUCAGCAUCGACAAGUUCAGCGGCAAGAUCACGCUGGCCAAGCCCCUGGACCACGAGACCCGCGCCGAGUACAUGCUGCAGGUGGAGGCCUCGGACACCUCACACGUGGCCACCACCUCCAUCACGGUGAAGGUCGUGGACGAGAAUGACAACGCGCCGAUCUUCACGCAGCAGGCUUACCAGGUGGCACUCCCCGAGCUGUCCCGCCCUGGCACUCCUGUCAUUAGGGUGAACGCCACGGACAAUGACGCGGGAGCCAACGCCCGGGUCAAGUACAGUCUGGGCAGCUCCUCAGACCCUGGCUUCUACAUCAGCGACCGCACCGGCAUCAUCUACACCAACUCCUCCGUGCACUACAACCCCCGCCAGCCCGUCAUCCAGUUGGUGGUGACGGCACGGGACGCGGGCCGCCCCUCCCUCGCCGCCGUGGCCGCCGUCAGGAUCCAGGUCACGGAUGUCAACGAUAACGCGCCAAAGUUCUCCCGCGAGGACUACACUGCCCACGUGAGCGAGGACGCGCCGCGCGGGCACCUGGUGACGCGGGUGUCUGCCUCGGACAUGGACGAGUCUCGCCACAACCGCAACAUUGACUACCGGCUGGUGGGCGGCAACGAGCAGGGCGCCUUCCAGAUCACCAGCAACACGGGCGAGAUCCUGCUGGUGCGGCGCCUGGACCGCGAGGAGACCGCCGAGUACCGCCUCAUCGCCAUGGCCACGGACCGGGGCCGCCCGGCGCGCAAUGCCACGGCCGAGGUGGUGAUCACGGUGGACGACGUGAACGACCACGCGCCGGUGUUCAACCAGAGCGAGUACGCCGUAACAGUGAGCGAGUCCCUGGGCCUGGCCGCCUCCGUGCUGCAGGUGUUGGCCACGGACGAUGACGCCGGGGACAACGCCGCCAUCAGCUACGACAUCACGUCCGGCAACGACCGCCAGGUGUUCGCGCUGGACUCGGAGACUGGUGUGGUGUCGCUGCGCGAGGCGCUGGACUUCGACACUGUGUCCGAGUACCGCUUCAUCGUGCGUGCCACGGACGGCAACAGACACCACCCCCUCUCCGCGCUAGCCACGGUGCACGUCACCCUCGAGGACGAGAACGACAACUCCCCGCAGUUCCCCGUGGACAAGUAUCUGGAGUUCGUGGCGGAGAAUUCCCCAGUGGGCACCACCGUGUUCACGGCACAUGCCAACGACGGCGACAAGGGCCCGUACGGCGCCCUCAACUACUCCAUCCCCGGCGGCAAGGACCAAGACAAGUUCGGCGUGGACCACAAGACGGGCAUCGUGGUGACCAAGGCCGUGUUUGACUACGAGGCCAAGCAGGAGUACUCCUUCCUGCUGCGCGCCGUGGACGCGGGCGGCAAGUCCUCCGUGGUGGCCGUGCAGGUCAACGUGGACAGCCAGGACGACUUCGCGCCGGAGUUUCUGGAGCGGAACUACUACUUCGCGGUGCCCACCAAGCUGGAGGCGGGCACGGUGGUGGGCCGCGUGGAGGCCACGGACAAGGACGAGGGGCUGGACGGCCGCGUGUUCUACUCCUUCCGCACCUCGUCCAGUGUGUUCAAGAUCAACCGCACGUCGGGCGAGAUCAGCGUGAAGCGGUCCGGCGUGCGCGAAGAGGGACUCACGCGCCUGGAGGUGGUGGCCACGUCGGGCCAGGUGGGCUCUCUGCGCGCCGUGGCUGUGGCCGAGGUGAACGUGGGCGGCAAGAACGGCACAUGGAACAACACGUCGCCUGUGACCACGGGCGGCCACGACUCUGGUGGUCUGGCCACGUGGGCCAUCGGCCUGCUCAUCGCCCUCAUCUUCCUCGUGCUCAUCUUCGGCGGCGCCUUCCUGCUGCUGUAUCGCCGCAACCUACGUGCGCGCAAGACCGUCAUGGCGGACCAGUUUGAUAACUCCUUCGACACCAUCGACAUCCGGCCGCCGCCCUCAGCCCCCGCGGACCUGUCCCAGUACCCGCCGCGCUACAACGACCUACCUCACUACGACCACCACGGGGAGCGCAGCCACCACCACGGCAACACCACCUCGGAGAUGAGCGAGCAGAGCCAGAGCGCCAGCAGCGGCCGCGGCAGCGCCGACGACAACGAGGACGUGGAGGACGAGGAGAUCCGCAUGAUCAACGAGGGGCCGCUCAUCCAGCAGCAGAAGCUGCGGGAGCGUCUGGGCCUGCCUGACUCCGGCAUCCGUGACGACGAUAACAUGAGCGACGUGUCGGUGCACAACACGCAGGAGUACCUGGCGCGCCUCGGCAUCGACACCACCAAGAGCGAGUCCACUAAGGGCUCGCAGGACCUGGCGCACUCCAUGGAGAGCAUGCACAUGUUUGACGACGAGGGCGGCGGCGAGGCUGACGGCAUGGACAUCAGCAACCUGAUCUACGCCAAGCUGAACGAGGUCACGCCUGAGGAGGACUCCUCCAUCAUGGACGGCACGCGCGCCUUCGGAUUCGGGGACGAGAGCCAGCCCUCCAUGACGGGCUCCCUCAGCUCCAUCGUGCACAGCGAGGAGGAGCUACAGGGAUCCUACAACUGGGACUACCUGCUGGACUGGGGGCCGCAGUACCAGCCCCUGGCGCACGUCUUCUCGGAGAUCGCGCGCCUCAAGGACGACUCGGCGCCCAACUACAGCCGCGAGCCGCUCAAGAAGACCCUGAACCCGCAGGUGAAGACCAUCCCGCCGCCUCUGCUGACCAGCGUGGCGCCGCGCUCCAUCGCCCCCGUGGCGCUCAGCUCGGCGCGCACCAGCCAGCUCACCCUGCCCUCCCUGCCGCGCUCCCCCAUCAGCCACGAGUCCUCCUUCACCUCCCCCGCCAUGUCGCCCUCCUUCAGCCCCUCCCUCUCGCCGUUGGCCACGCGCUCCCCCUCCAUUUCGCCGCUCAUGACGCCCGGCAGCGUCAGCCACGCCACCUCACCCGCCGCCGCUGCCGCCGCCCAGACCUCGGCCACCUCCACGCCACACCACGGGCGGCCGGUAGGGCAGCGGCAGGGCCCCGCGGGGCUCAUGGCCGGGGCCUCCUCUGGCUCGGAGACAGAACUCAGGAUAUAGCCACCCUCCGUCCCCCGUCCCCCCCAUCCCCCCCCGCGGCCCCGGGAGCGCCAGACCAGCGGCAGCUGACACUCACACUGACUGUUGUGGCCAAAUUGCAAAUGUGAUAUAGUUACUGGUGUGACGUUGCCAAUGUGCCGGAGCCGCGGUGCAGUGCGUGCCUCGUUGUAUAUUUGUGAAUACUUACGUGUAGGACCAAAGCCGGCACAGCAGAGACUCCCCUGGACCAGUGCCCCCCAACCCCCCCCUCACCGAGUGUGACCUGACCUGACCCCGGGUCACGGUGGACCUGUCCUCUACCGCCGCCUGAGGGGCAGCGCCGCCCGUGUGUGUGUGUGUGUGUGUGUGUCUGUGUGUGUGUGCGUCACCAUAAGACUUGGGUCCCGCCCCGCCCCGCCCCGCCCCGGACUGCCCUGUGUGGCGGCCGGCACCGCUGCGAGAAAACCGCCACUCUGCCUCCUAAGAGUAACGUGACCGAUGAAAAUAAACUCAUGAACGUAAUUGUGUGUGCGUGUUUGCGUGUGCGUGCGGGACAGAACGGAGCGCGGCGGCCUACAGAGAGUGCCACAAUAGAGUGCCAACCUGAACCAGACCUCCCAGUGCCACGCUACGGUGCCUCGGGGGUCCUUUGUGCCAAGUUACCCCCUUCCAUACCCUACACCCCAACACUCACCCCAGCCUCCCUUCCCACACCCCCUCCCACAGCAUGCCGAGAAACAACACCCCUCCCUACACCCAACCAACCUUCUAACCCCCCACAACCUCCCACAACCCCGACACAACCCCCAACCCUGAAGUAAUGUGUAUGUUGGGGAGACUUUAAUAGUGCCAAUGUCACCACACACACACACACACACACACACACACACACACACACACAGACACAGACACACACACACAGAGCCUCGGUGACUGGACAUACAUGAUAAACAAUACAUAAAACAAAACAAACAAGUCACAUUGAGGGGACGAGAAGCAAGCAAGGUGGUUCACUGGUGCGACACUUGCCGAGGCUCUUCCUUACACGGUUCGACUUCCGCGCGGAGAAGGAACAAACAAAUUAAUAAGUAAAAUAAUGAAUGAAUAUGUGCAAUGUGUGAAGGGGAAGAGUAGGACUGCCCCCCCCCCUCUCUCUCUCUCUCUCCUCCUCCUUCUUCUUCUUUCCUCUUUUUCCUUCUCCUUUCCUCUUUC